AUGCCUCAAACUGUAGGCAAAUACGAUGGUCUAGGCGACCCUGAUGACCAUCUCAAUCUAUUCAAAAGCGCAGGGGAAGUAGCCUGUUGGCCCAUCCCCCUCUGGUGCAAGAUGUUUGUCCAAACGCUGGUAGGUGCGGCCCGGGUCUGGUGGGAUAGUUUGCCCAUUGGGGAAAUUGACAGUUUUGAAGACCUAGAGGCUAAGUUCAUCUUGCAAUUCAGCCAACAACGAAGGCACACUAAAGAUCAAAACGAGCUCCUUCACAUUCGCCGACAAGACAAUGAAACGGUGGAAAGUUUCAUCGGGAUAAACGAUGAUGAGCUACUAAGAACACUUCACGGGAGGGAUGGUGUACCUCCCACCAUAGACGAAAUCUUGAGGAUAGCCAAGGUAUACGUUAUACAAGAAAAGGCUGUAGCCGCCAGUCACGCGGCCAACAGGAAAAAGGAGGCUCAGAAAAGCCAGGAGUAUAGAGAACAACAGGGUUCUAAAAGCAGAGGUAGAGGAGACCGAUACCAGAAAGGUGAUAGAACGGACUCGCGGUAUGAUAGGUCUAGAAAUACUUACUCAAGGAACGAAUCCUUUAAGCCUUGGUCUGAUUACCCUAACCUGAGCAAGACGCUAGCGGAAAUCCUAGCCUCUAAAAAUCUCAAAUUUAACCCUCCAAAGCCGCUAAAGGACAAUCCCAACAUAGACACAAGCAAGUACUGUGAAUACCAUAAAGGGAGCGGCCACGAUACCAAUGAUUGUUUUCAGUUAAAGAAGCAGAUUGAGUACUUCGUGAAAGCGGGCAAAUUGGCACACCUAGUGCGAGACAUCAAACAGGGCCCGCCUCCCGUUAAAGAAGAAAAUGACAAGGCGGCAGGGAAGAGGCCGCGAGAGUUGAACAUGGUACACGCAGAUAAGGGAAAAGGGGCCAAACGGAGUUUUUCCACGCUCGAACCCUGGAUGCUGGCAACCAUGACAAUUGAACCUCGCAUGGAAGAUCUACACCUCACUACUGACGCCUUGAUCAUAUCUGCUGCAGUAGGUGAUUAUCACAUGAGAAGGAUCCUGGUAGAUACCGGGAGUUCAGAGGAUAUCAUCUACGAGCAUUGCUUCAAUAGAAUGCAUCCAAAAGAUAGAAGACUGCUUGAGUCAGUACACGCCCCUAUUAAAGGCUUCACAGGGGAAAAGGUUGAUCCCAUUGGCCAAAUUACUUUCCCAGUCACAUUCGGACAAGCUCCCCAGGAAAGAACCAUACUCCUUACAUUCCUUGUGGUACGCACUGAGUCUUACCACAAUGUCAUCAUUGGAAGGUUCACCCUGGGAAAAUUGGACGAUAUCGUAUCUACGGCGCGAGGAUUCAUGAAGUUUCCCACCCCGCGGGGUAUUGCCACAGUAUUUUGA
Helianthus annuus (common sunflower) is the source of this 1389-nucleotide messenger RNA. RefSeq lists its product as uncharacterized. The record is from RefSeq and is a predicted model, not a curated record. The transcript is spliced from 2 exons. The coding region runs from base 1 to 1389 and encodes 462 amino acids. Lineage: Eukaryota; Viridiplantae; Streptophyta; Magnoliopsida; Asterales; Asteraceae.